Cooperia oncophora is the source of this 849-nucleotide messenger RNA. NCBI's taxonomy places the organism in Eukaryota, Metazoa, Nematoda, Chromadorea, Rhabditida, Trichostrongylidae. The record is from the annotation of a GenBank genome assembly.
AUGGUUACGAAAACGAAAAAGAAGACGCCUCCACGUAAGGCCACCGUCGGUGCAGCUCUUAAUAAAGAGCAUAGGGAGAAGAAAGUGGAGUUCAAUGGAUUAGGGUUGAAGGUUAAUAAUGGCCAUGUAAAUGGAGGUCUGAGACCGUCGCCUUCCACCAAUACUCUAAAUAGGCUCGCUAGGGAAAAGAUUGUUCUGUGGAGACAACCUUUCACAACCGUAUACUAUGCGCUGAUGGAGGGACUCAAUUUGGGUCUUGAGUUUCUAACUGGCAUGCUUAAUCAUAAGGCUUUAUUGUUUUCACUUUCAAUUAUGUCAUCGUUGGUCUACUAUGCUUAUAUUACGCCUGGACCUCAUCAGCAAUAUAUUGCUGUAGUUGAGAAGAAAAUACUGUGGACUCGUUUACAGGGGCCACACAUUGCUGCUGUUACGUUAGCCGCGUACGAGUGUAACAGCCUCAACUUCCCAGAACCACCGUAUCCGGAUAGCAUUGUUUGUCCGAGUGGAAAAGCGGAGGCCACGACAUCAAUAGCGAUUUCUCUUUGGCAAAUCGUCGCCAAGGUUCGAGUAGAGUCGUUGUUAUGGGGAGCUGGUACUGCUCUCGACGACGAAGAGUACAAAGAGUUCAUUCAGUUGAUGAACGCACAUAAGAAGGGUGGUGCUGAUGAAUUGUCGUGGGCUGAUCGUGGAAAAGCUUGGAUGGAAGGGUUUAUUUCGAGAGUUGGAUUUCCAGGAAUUCUGCUUUUUGCUUCGAUUCCUAAUCCACUUUUCGAUCUCGCCGUUAUAGAGCUGUUUUACAAGAAAAGCGUCAUGCCAUCUAAAGACUGCCCUCAGUUCUCCGCAGCCUAG